Messenger RNA from Cyprinus carpio (common carp), 565 nucleotides. RefSeq names its product C-C motif chemokine ligand 20a, duplicate 3. Gene Ontology annotation, cellular component: extracellular region. Gene Ontology annotation, biological process: cellular response to tumor necrosis factor; G protein-coupled receptor signaling pathway; monocyte chemotaxis. The record is from RefSeq and is a predicted model, not a curated record. Gene Ontology annotation, molecular function: chemokine activity; CCR chemokine receptor binding. Lineage: Eukaryota; Metazoa; Chordata; Actinopteri; Cypriniformes; Cyprinidae.
AUACUAUAGACUCUGUCUCACAAAUGGCACAUUUCUCAUCUGACUCUUGCUCUGAGGAUCUCACACACACUGACAGAGACGAUGACUCGCAUUUCAGCUACAGUGAUUGUGCUGUUGGUUGCAGCUCUCAGUGCACUCUGUACAGAUGCUUCUGCUUUGUCAUGUUGUAGGAAGUAUACCAAAGGACAGAUACCAAUGGCAAUUAUUAAAGGAUAUUCCAUUCAGACCAUGAUGAGAAACUGCCACAUUGAUGCUGUCAUAUUCCACACAAAAGGAGGCAGGAACAUUUGCACAGACCCCUCCAAACCCUGGGUGAUGGACAGUAUCCAUAAGCUGAAGGAGAGAGUGCGAGUAAUCAGCAGAAAACAUUCAAAAGACUAAUUUUACAACUUCUGUGGUUAGACAGAUGUUACUACAAGAAUAAUUCUUUAUGGAGGAGGAUCUAUUUCUUUAUGAAAUUUCCAUAUUUACUCUGCAUAUUUGUAUAUGCGUGUUAUUAUACACUGUUACACUGUUUGCUUUUUAAUGAACUGCAUUAAAAUUAAUUUUAUAUGUAAAGUGAAAA